AUGCCAAUCGUCGAGUUUCUCACAAUCAACACCUCCGAGGCCUAUAUCAAAGACCCCGCUUCCAGUGUUCAACCUUUGGUCGACAUUCUGAAGAAAACGGAUGGAUGCAUCACGUUUUAUCAUGGCGCGCAGGAAGAGGGGGAGAAGACCAAAGGGCAUGUUGCUAUUAUUUGGGAAACAUACGAACAUCAUGCCGCUCUAAUGAGGGACCCCUCGUAUCCACUUGUCGGGGAGGCGUUUGGCCUCUUACUUGCUCCUGGGAUACCGCAAGAGAACGCAUCGAUGGAUCAUAUUACGUUCUUGGUCGACUCCGAGACGGCACUGUCUGCUCCUACAACGGAGAUCGCUACUUUUACGCUGAAGGAGGGCGGCGAUCCCCAGGAUCUGGAUGCUGCUUUGGGUGAUCUGGCGAAGUCCAUUGAUGCAGCGGAUGGAGCGCAUCCGCCUUGCUGUUGGGGAAGUUCGAGAGAGCGAGGCGGGCUAUUCUUUCUGUUGGUUGGCUGGGACAGUUCGAAGGCCCAUAUUGCAAGUGCUUCCAGUCGUCCUGCUGAGGUGAAAGUCGUGACCGACAGGCUGAGGAAUCUUGCGGACGUAGCGGUCGUGCAUACCGCGUUUUCGAAGGCAUAA
This is a messenger RNA of Pleurotus ostreatus (oyster mushroom), 627 nucleotides long. RefSeq lists its product as uncharacterized. The transcript has 4 exons. NCBI's taxonomy places the organism in Eukaryota, Fungi, Basidiomycota, Agaricomycetes, Agaricales, Pleurotaceae. The coding region runs from base 1 to 627 and encodes 208 amino acids. The record is from RefSeq and is a predicted model, not a curated record.